UGGUCAUUGUAUAUGCAUAUGCCUUAGUUUGUCUUUUCCCUUCCCUUUCCUGGGGACCAACCUCACCUUGGAUCUCAUCCUGUCCUUAUCUUCAAGUUUUCAACAAUGGAAGCAAGGAAAUUCCCUAGCUUUCUUCCACCUUGGCUACAAUGAGAAAUUUCAGGGAAGAUUCCACCAAAAUUUUAGAAAAAUUCCAACAUGUGCUGCUAGUAGUGUCUCAGAACCUCUGUUCUGAAUCUCUUUCAAUUUCAGAGUCUCUUCUCUAUUGAGUUUCAACCUUUACAACUCCUCUCACUCAUGUCUCUUCAUGGUAGGAAGGUUGUCAAAGAUUCUCCUCCAACUCUGCUCUUAAUUCUUUCUUGCCUACUAGUAAUCACAAUUAAUGGCUUCUGUUCAGCAGCUCCACUCUAUUCCUAUUGCCCAAAUCCAGCCCAAUAUGCACAGAACAGCACUUUUGAAUCUAAUCUUAAGCUACUUCUGUUGUCUCUUUCUUCAAACACUUCCAUAUCAGGAGGUUUUUAUAACACUUCAGUGGGCAAUGACACAAACCAAGUCUAUGGGCUUGCUCUCUGUAGAGGUGAUGUCAACAGCAGUGUUUGCCAGAAUUGUGUGGAGCAAGCAAGUGUAGAAAUCCUAUCUUCUUGUCCUCUAAAAGAAGAUGCGAUUAUCUGGUAUGAAAAUUGCCAAUUGCGAUAUUCGUAUCAGAGGUUCUUCUCUGUAAUGGUUUAUGCUGGAAAGUAUCCUCCCUGGAAUGAUCUACAGCCAAAUGUGUCGAACCCACAAAAGUUCUACCAGAUUUUGAAUGGUUUGUUGAAUGAAGUUAUUAGCCAGAUUGCUUCACAGAAUUCUGAUCCUAUGUUUUCCACUAGAAAUGCUACAGCCCCAGGAAUUGGCAUAGUAGUUGGUAUGGCUCAGUGUACUUGGGAUAUAUCUCGUAAUGACUGCGAAAAUUGCCUUCGAGAUGCCAUGGGAGACCUCAAAGGAUAUUAUUCUACCCGUCAAGGAGGAAUGAUUCUUGAUACAAGUUGUGAUUUGAUGUUUCAAGUUUCAUCUACAACUGGAGGGAGCAGAAGGAUUGUUAUAAUUGUAAUUAGUGUAAUAGUACCUGUACUAGUUCUUCUUGCUGGUUCCUGUGCCUACUACCUUUGGAGAAGGAAGAGAAGAAAAGGAGUUUUUGCAGAUGAGAAAAUGAAAGAGACGACGACACCACAACAGAAUCAAAUCGAUUUAUCGGAGUUGCCCUUGAUUGAUUUUGAUACUAUAAAAAUUUCCACUAACAAUUUUUCAGAUACAAACAAGCUUGGACAGGGUGGGUUUGGAACUGUUUAUAAGGGCAUAUUACCAGAUGGAAAGGAAAUAGCAGUUAAAAGACUUUCAAGGAGGUCAUGGCAAGGUUUAGAGGAGUUCAAGAAUGAAGUUAUACUAAUUGCAAAGCUUCAACACCGGAACCUUGUGAGGCUCCUAGGUUGUGGUCUAGAAGGAGAGGAAAAGCUGCUCAUCUAUGAGUUCAUGCCCAACAUCAGCCUUGAUUUUUUUAUCUUUGAUCCUAUUAAGAGCUCACAACUUGAUUGGAGAACAAGAUAUAACAUUGUCGAUGGAAUUGCUCGUGGGCUUGUGUAUCUCCAUGAGGACUCGCGGUUCAAGAUCAUUCACAGAGAUCUCAAACCUAGCAAUGUUUUGCUGGAUAAAGAGAUGACUGCAAAGAUUUCAGACUUUGGCAUGGCAAGGAUCUUUUGCGAAGAUCAAAUCAUCGCUAACACUAGACGAGUUGUUGGAACCUUUGGAUAUAUGUCUCCAGAAUAUGCAAUGGAGGGGAUAUUUUCUGUGAAGUCUGAUGUUUUCAGCUUUGGUGUAAUCUUGCUUGAGAUCAUAAGUGGGAAGAGAAACAGCAGCUACCUUAAGGAGCAUGGUCAAACCCUCUUAGCAUAUGUAUGGAGACUAUGGAAUGAAGGCAAAGCCGCGGAUUUCAUAGACCCAUUGUUGAUCACCUACUCAAGAACAGAAGUAUUAAAUUGCAUCAAGAUUGGGCUUUUGUGUGUUCAACGAGACGCCGAAGAUAGACCCACCAUGUCAGAUGUCAUCGUUAUGCUAGAAAGCGAUUGGGGAGAUCUUCCCUUGCCUACAGAACCCGCAUUUGCUCUGGGAAGAGUCAUUACCCAAACUGAUCAAUCUUCCACUGUCAUUUGUUCUGUAAAUGCAAUUAAUAUUUCUGAUGUCACAGUUCGGUGAGAGUAAGGGUGGAGUGUCUGUUUCUACUUUCCUAUGGGGUGGAGGCUUCAAUAUUGAUGCCAAGAAUCCUCUUGUGAAUAUAGCUAAAAUGUUUAAUUCCAGGGGCUUCAGAUGUAGUAGAGUAGAGAAGGCUCUAUGAUUGAAGUGCCCACAGAUCCUGCACAUUGAACAUAUAUGAUUGUGUUUGAGAUCUUUUGUAUUCGAUUCGGAUUACUUAUUUGUCAUACCAAGUUUCAGAUCAGAUGUUCCAGUCAAAUUGUAAAUAGAAAAAAGAAAUGUAAGUUUGAACAGUUAUAGUUGUAAUGAAUGGUCACCAGAGUAAACUUGUGAGUCCCUUUCUUGCUCUGAAUUUGGAGCCAUAUUGUGUUCAUAAUUAAGAAUCUGGAUUUCAAUGUUGCAA
Molecule: messenger RNA, 2629 nt
Organism: Macadamia integrifolia
Lineage: Eukaryota; Viridiplantae; Streptophyta; Magnoliopsida; Proteales; Proteaceae
Product: putative receptor-like protein kinase At4g00960
Exons: 7
Coding region: 298-2229 (643 amino acids)
Biological process (GO): protein phosphorylation
Molecular function (GO): protein kinase activity; ATP binding
Source: RefSeq, a predicted model, not a curated record